This is a messenger RNA of Sapajus apella (tufted capuchin), 1089 nucleotides long. It is a transcript of the gene MRPL53, whose product is annotated as mitochondrial ribosomal protein L53. The coding region runs from base 614 to 952 and encodes 112 amino acids. Gene Ontology annotation, cellular component: mitochondrial large ribosomal subunit. Lineage: Eukaryota; Metazoa; Chordata; Mammalia; Primates; Cebidae. The record is from RefSeq and is a predicted model, not a curated record. The transcript has 3 exons.
UGGGGAACCACAGAGGUGUAAUAGGCAUUUCUACACCUGGAUCAGCCCCAAGGACAGUAUUACCCUGUACUGCUCUUCCCAUUACUAUUUUCAGUCAUUUACGAAUAUUGGGCGGUAGUACUUUCACGUUUAAGCUUUGGCUGUUCAGAGCUCACCGUGUUUAAAUUACCUGAAUGGUGUUUAUCGCCUGGUGUGGAUCAUCCCGGCUUGUGUUGGUGCUGUCUCUUUGGAAGGGGCCAGGACUUAAGAUCGAGUUAGCCUAAAUCUGGCCCAGCAGGGUACAGAAGGGGAAGGGUUGCAGAAAACAGGCGUAUUUUCGUGCAAAGAGGUUUUUGUGCCAUUUAUUUAUGGUUUUCACCGUGGUGUGAGAGGACUAUUAAUGACAGGUUGUAUUUGCUGACCGCCUACUUUGGGCUCACGCAUGCGUUGUGCCGAAACCACCUCUCUCCCUCCUGCCUUCCUCCGCCUGGGUUGGAGAGCCCAGCGCGGCGGUUCGCAAGCCUGCUUGGCUGCCGGCGGCAGGAAAUCUGUAUCCCGCAGAAGCGCACCCUUUCUUGGUCUCAUUACAUGAGACACUUCCGCCUGCACGAGUUCUUCCGGGGUGGAGGUCACCAUGGCGGCUGCCUUGGGACGGCUGGGUCUACGCCCCGUCAAGCAGGUUCGAAUCCAAUUCUGUCCCUUCGAGAAAAACGUGGAAUCGACGAGGACCUUCCUCCAGGCGGUGAGCAGCGAGAGGGUCCGCUCCACUAAUCUCAACUGUUCAGUGAUUGCAGAUGUGAGGCACGACGGCUCCGAGCCCUGCGUGGAUGUGCUGUUCGGAGACGGGUAUCGCCUGAUUAUGCGCGGCGCCCAUCUCACAGCUCUGGAAAUGCUCAGUGCCUUCGCUUCCCACAUCCGGGCCAGGGAGGCGGCGGGCAGCGGGGACAAGCCGGGCGCUGAUGCUGGUCGCUGAAGUGCGGAAGAGACCAACGAGAUGAUUUUAGCGUGGACUAGGACACUUAACCUAAGAAGGGUUUCACUUAAUCAUUCAAAUCACUGUGUGGAGGGCCACGGAGUGCAAAAUAAAACUUAAAACCCUGCUAUCACAAA